Molecule: messenger RNA, 1200 nt
Organism: Gloeophyllum trabeum ATCC 11539
Lineage: Eukaryota; Fungi; Basidiomycota; Agaricomycetes; Gloeophyllales; Gloeophyllaceae
Product: amid-like NADH oxidoreductase
Exons: 5
Coding region: 1-1200 (399 amino acids)
Cellular component (GO): cytoplasm
Molecular function (GO): flavin adenine dinucleotide binding; electron-transferring-flavoprotein dehydrogenase activity
Source: RefSeq, a predicted model, not a curated record
AUGAACGGGAAUGCAGCCUCUGAGAAGCGUAACAUCGUCGUCGUUGGCGGAAGCUAUGUCGGCCUGAAAGCAGUCGAGUUCCUCACCGCCGCUUUCCACAACUCGCACAAAGUCGUCCUAGUAGAGAAGAACUCGCAUUUUCAUCACCUCUUUGCCUUCCCACGCUUCGCCGUCCUCCCCGGGUACGAGCAUCUAGCCUUCAUACCCUACACGAACGCCUUCCAUGGCUGCCCACCCGACUCUGCGCGGCUCGUGCGCGGGCGUGUCACCGCCGUCCGCCCGGGGAAAGUCGAGUACGAGGACGUCCUGGACCCUUCGUCUUCGGAACCCAAGUCGAUCGAGUAUGACUACCUCGUGGUGGCGACGGGAACGUACAUGCCGAGCAUAAGCGGGAAGAAGGAGGGGAUCGAGAGCAUGAGGCAGAGGCAGGAGAUGGUGAAGCACGCGGGGAAGAUAGCCGUCAUAGGCGGGGGUGCUGUCGGCGUCCAAACCGCAACGGACAUCAAGGAUCUAUACCCCGCCAAAUCGGUCACGCUCAUCCAUUCGCGGGACCGGCUCAUGAACGCGUUCCACCCGCGCAUGCACGAACUGAUCAUGGAGCGCUGCAAGGAGCUCGGGAUCGACGUUGUCCUGGGUGACCGCGUCAAGAUUCCAGCGGAGGGCUUCUCAAACGACGGGCGCGAGUUCGAGAUCGUGCUGAGCAGCGGGCGGAAAGUCACCGCUGACCUCGCCGUCGUGAGCACCGGCCAGCGCCCGGUCGCCGCCUUCCUCGAGACGCUCUCCCCGCACGCGCUCUCCCCAAAGACGGGGGGCGUCGCGGUGAAGCCGACGCUGCAGCUUGCGGACCCCGCGCACCCGAACGUGUUCGCGGUGGGCGACGUCGCGGAGCACGGCGGGCCAAAGCAGGCAAGGCCGGGGUUCCGCCAGGCGCAGAUCGUGACGGAGAAUAUGCAGAAGCUGGAGAAGGCGAGGCAGGAGGGGAGGGAGGUGAAGGAGGAGGAGCUGGAGACGUAUACGCCGGAUCCGGCGGGGAUCCAUUUGAGCUUGGGGAUAGUGCGUAAACGGAAUGUGAUAUUUCGCAAUCCGCCGACGCCGGAGGGCGAGCCGCAGUAUGAGAUGAAAGAUGAUGGGGAGGAGACGGUGAAUGCGGCGAAGGUGUGGGCGAUGCGGGCACCUGGGAUCACGGACUAUCAUUUAUAG